AUGAGCGCCCGUGAUGAACUGAUAGGGAGGCUUAAGGUGGCGCUGGCUGAGAUUCAGCAGCGCGAUUCCUACUCCUCUAAUGCCUCGCUUGACAGUGAGCUUCUUGGGGUGGUUGCCGAUUACAUUGAGCAGGGUAUGGAAAGGGAGACGGCUUUGCAGCGUUUGCGUGGGGCUCUGCUGCGGUCAGAGGCAGCGUUAGGAGGAGGGUUUGCCCCCGCGGUGGAAGAAGGCGGGGAUGAAGGACCGAGAGAGGCAGCGUCCUUGGGAGUGUCCGCUGAGGAGAUGGGACGACGGCGUGCCGAGCGCCUUCUUGCACAGGCGCUUACUUUGCGCUUUCGUUAA
Messenger RNA from Trypanosoma cruzi, 342 nucleotides. RefSeq lists its product as uncharacterized. Bases 1 to 342 code for a protein of 113 amino acids. The transcript has a single exon. NCBI's taxonomy places the organism in Eukaryota, Euglenozoa, Kinetoplastea, Trypanosomatida, Trypanosomatidae. The record is from RefSeq and is a predicted model, not a curated record.